UGCGUCCAAAACCCCUCUCCCCGACCUGAGAUCUAUCGGCGAUGGCGCCCGCUCCCGUGCUCCUCCCCACGCCAGAUCCGAGCGCUACGCCAGAUCCCGACGCAGCGCCCCAGGCCCCGGCGGCGGCCGCGGCGGUCCCGCUCACCCCCGAGCACUGCACCGCGCCCAGCCGGCUGGCCGCCAGGUCCGACGCCGAUGCCGGCGCGCCGACGAUCCCUCUCACACCCGAGCUCAUCGCCUUGCUGCGCGGCGAGCUCGAGCCCUCCCCCGAGGACCACUCCGACUUCGCCCUCCGCCUGAGAUUUACCCAGCAGCGCCUUGACGCCAUCUCCCCCAGCCUCCCCUCCGCCACGCCCCCGCCGGCGCCACCGCAACGCCCACAGUCUCCCCUUCCCCCGCCGACGUCUCACGUGCCACCGCCCCCUCCUCCGCCCCGCGCGCAUGCCGACCCAUUGCGGGCCUCGUCCUCGGCCGCCAGCCUCCCCUCCGCCAUGCCACCUCCGCUACGCCCACCGUCUCCCCCGCCGACACGCCCAAACUCUCCCCUGCCCCCGCCGCCGCCACGGGCGCCGUCUCCCCCUCCACCCAGCGCGCAUGCCAACCCGGCGAUGGAGAUGGUGCAACUGCGGGUUAUAUCCGCGCAGGAGGACACGCUCCACUAUCGACCGCUGGUGCGCCGCGCGCGACUCGCCUUCGAGGCGCUCUGGGGCCGCUACCACCGCAACGCCGAGAACAACCCUGUCCCCGGCAGCCGCAACCGGGCCGACUUGCGGGCCCUCGGCGCCAUGAUCAAAGGGAGGCUCUGCCUCAACCGCGAUAAGCGCAUCGUAGGGCCCGUGCCGGGCGUCUUCGUCGGCGACGCCUUCAACUACCGCGCUGAGCUCCUCGUCGUCGGCCUGCACAACCAAACGCAGGCCGACAUCGGCUACGUGCCCGCCAGCAAGCUCGACGGGGGCCACCCCGUCGCCACCAGCAUCGUAUCCUCGGGCAGGUACCUCGACGACCACGACAACGGGGGCGUCUUGAUCUACACGGGAAGCGGCGGCAGCCCGCCGAACGGCGGCAACCUCGCCCUCACAUAUAGCUGCAACUAUGGCAUCGAGGUGCGCGUCAUCCGCUGCCACGACUGCCACGCCAGCCCCAGCGGCAAGCUCUACGUCUACGACGGCCUCUACAAGGUCUUCUCCACAUCCGAGGUCUGCAAGUUCAAGCUCGUGCGUGUGCCCGGCCAGGAAGCGCUCGGCAGCAACACCUGGCGCUCCGCCAGAGACCUCAUCAACCAGCUCGACGCCAAGAUCCAGCCUCCCGACUACAUCACGCUGGACAUGUCCAAGGGCAAGGAAGCGGUUCCCGUCCCCGUCCGCAACUCGGUUGACCAUGACGUCUUUCCCCUCCAGUUCGAGUACCUCGCACGCCCCGAGUUCCCGGCGCCGCCGGCGAUGCCCGGCCACAAGUGCUGCACCUGCAUCAAUGCCAAGACUGCGUGCAGCGAGACGGCCGGCUGCGCCUGCGUGAAGAGGAGCGGCGGAGGCGGCCCAGCGUACAAUGCUGACGGCAUGCUCUUGAGGGGACGGCCGGUGGUGUACGAGUGCGGCGCGUCGUGCGGGUGCCCGGCGAGCUGCCCCAACCGGGUGACUCAGCGGGGGACGAGGCACCGGCUGGAGGUGUUCCGGUCCACGGAGACGGAUUGGGGCGUGAGGACGCUCGACCUGAUCCAGCCGGGCGCAUUCCUCUGCGAGUUCGCCGGGGACGUGCUCCUCGCGGAUGACCCCCGCAUUGCCAACGCGAACGCCAAUGCCAAUACCGGCGCGUCAACGGAGGAGUGGGCCUGCUUCAUCGACCCGAGGAAGUUUCCGACGAGGUGGAUGGAGUGGGGGUACGCCCCCGCGGCCGUGCUUCCAGCCGACGGCGAGGAACCGCCCCGUUUCGUGCAGUGCCCGGCGCCGGGGUACGUGCUCGACAUAUCCAAGAGGAAAAACAUCGCGGCCUACAUCAGCCACAGCAGCUUCGUGCCAAACGCCUUCGUCCAGCUCGUGGUCCGUGGUGACGAGGACGAGUCGUGCCCCCACCUGAUGGUCUUCGCCAUGGAGAUCAUCCCGCCGAUGAGCGAGCUGAGCAUCGACUACGGCCUCGAUCAGUGAUCGAUCGGCAACGUUUCCUGUAUGUUUACCUUCAUUUCCAGUUGCCAUGAACCAUAUUCUGUCAUUGUUAUCGAUUGUAUCAUUGGAUGGACGCAAUGCAAUACA
Triticum aestivum (bread wheat) is the source of this 2246-nucleotide messenger RNA. Its product is annotated as histone-lysine N-methyltransferase family member SUVH9-like. Lineage: Eukaryota; Viridiplantae; Streptophyta; Magnoliopsida; Poales; Poaceae. The coding region runs from base 42 to 2141 and encodes 699 amino acids. Gene Ontology annotation, molecular function: double-stranded DNA binding; zinc ion binding; protein binding. Gene Ontology annotation, cellular component: nucleus. The transcript has a single exon. The record is from RefSeq and is a predicted model, not a curated record.